Molecule: messenger RNA, 643 nt
Organism: Oryza brachyantha (malo sina)
Lineage: Eukaryota; Viridiplantae; Streptophyta; Magnoliopsida; Poales; Poaceae
Product: prefoldin subunit 1
Exons: 6
Coding region: 87-476 (129 amino acids)
Biological process (GO): protein folding
Cellular component (GO): cytoplasm; prefoldin complex
Molecular function (GO): protein folding chaperone
Source: RefSeq, a predicted model, not a curated record
CGGUCUGGUUCGCCCCCCGCCCCCUCCCUCCGCCUCGCCGCUUGGGUUCUCAAUCGUUUCCUCCCCACUCCCACCGCCCCCCUACCAUGGCGGACGAAGCCAACCGAGCGGCUUUCGUGGAGCUACAGGGUCGGAUGAUCGACACCACCGGGAAGAUCAAGCAGUUGCAAACUCAGAUGCGCUCCAAAGAGGGUGAAAAGAAGCGUGCCUAUCUCACACUGGAGGAACUUCAGCAAUUGCCAGAUAACACAAACACUUACAAGACUGUUGGUAAAGUGUUUAUUUUGGAACCAAAAUCACUCCUGCUAAAUGAACAAGAACAAAAGCUUAAUGAUAGUGAAAGUGCAAUAGCAUCGAUGCAGACUUCCAAGGAAUAUCUUGAGAAACAGUUGGCAGAAGUGGAGAACAACAUAAGAGAGCUACUUCAGCAGGACCCUGGGCUAGCACGCCAGAUCCUCUCAAUGACAGUUCAGUGAAAAGUAGUAUUUUCUAUAUUCGUGAAUUCAGUUUAUCGGAUGUGAUGCUAGAAUAUGAUUAUUCAGCACAACUUGCUUUUGCUCCUGAGAUGGUUGCAGUGCUUCACUGUAAUCGGAUAGUGUAUAUCUGCAUUCUGCAUUGUGGAAUUUGUUUGCUGAUGGGUUGA